AUGCGAGCCAUGUUCACCGUGUCGCCCGCGGCCACUGCCACCACCCCCCCGGAUUCCGGGCCCAACCCAUCUGCCUCGCAGGUCUUCCGGUCUCCCCCUCCUCCUCCUCCACCCGCCCUGUCAGUCUCCGCGCCCGGCCAAUCUGCUGCGCGACGAAUCAAGUCCAAGUCGUCGCUUCGAAGCAUCCGCAGCCUCGGGAGCUCCAGCCAUCACGACGACCCCGACGACCCCGACGACUUUCUCGGACCACCACUGCCGCCUACCGCUGCCACCUCCACCACCGACAACCCGAUCAUCCACUCCUCCAUCCUCCGUCGUUUAUCCCCAGGCCUAGCAGCUCGCGUCAAGCUCCUCGACGGCAGCAGCAAAACCAACAGCCCGUCUCGCAACAGCCCAGGGACCGUGGGUCGCAUCCCGGAGGAGCAGAUCAAAGGGCUCGACAGUUUGCACCGGGAUUUGUCCAUCAAGGUCGAGAGACGAGGUCGCGCCUGGAAUGCUCUCCCACGCCUUCAUAGAGAUAAGAAACAGCAGCCGAGUGACUCGGGCCACCUAGAGGUGCCCGACCCAGAGUCUACAGAGUCGAUAGAGGAGACUAUAGAAGAGUCUACGGAGCCGAUACAGGAGACUACCGAGGAACCGACAGAAGAUUUGACAAAGUCGAUACAAGAGUUGCCAGAGGAGUCGGCACAGGAGUCGGCACAGGAGUUGGCGCAGGAGCCUACCCAGAAUACAGAGGAUACAGAGGAGUUUACCGAGACUGCAGAGUCCGCGCCGACGGAAAUAGAACAAGACGCCCCUGCCAUGUCUCUUGUUCAGCACGCCCCACCGCCGUUUAUUCCCCAACCCAUUGCACAGUCUCACAUAACAGACCAGAGCGAUUUCGAAAAGUACAUACAAAGCACUAGUGACAGCGAGUCACACCCGCCGCCCCCACCCCCGAAAGACUCACCGCCCCCGCUCUCGACCACAUCUUCCAACUCACAAAUCUACUUCAACCCAAUGGGGCUCCAACGCUCAGAGUCCAUCUAUUCCUUUUCACGCGCCUCCUUCAGCAACCAACUCUCCCAGCUCACCUCCAUCGCCCUUCCCCAGCCAUCGUCGCUCGAAGCUAGCAUCGCCUCCAUUGCCACCGCCCCCGCGGCUGUCCGGGCCCUGACGGGGGCCGCAGAGCAGAUUCAAAUAUGGAUUAAAAAGGCGUCGGACGUGCUGAGCGGGCUGGACGCGGAGGAUGACGUGGAAUGGGCGGCCGCGGGCGGACGAGAAGGGCUCGACGGAGUCGACAAGGCGAUCACCCGGUUCGAGAGUCUGGUCAACGUGUACGUCAAGGCGAUCGAGGAUGUGCAGCUGCGCGAUGAUAUCGGCGAGGUGAGCACCGACAGCCUGCAGGUCAUCGUCGUUCAGAUGGACGCGAUCAUCCAGUGCUGGUCACAGAUCAAGAGCCGCCUCAAAGGAGUCAAGGGACAGGUCGAACUGGCGAUGGAGUGGGAGGAGCUGUGGAGCAACGUUCUGGGCGAUGUUGGGGCCGAAGUCGAGAGUCUCAGUCGGCUGAUCUUCGAAAUGGAAGAGAAGCGACACUGGACCCUGGCGGGCGAGCAGGACUCCAGCGCCUCGGGGCUCGAUAUCAGCGAACUGGAGACGAUCGUGGAAGAGACACCGUCCAACGGGCGAAUGCUGUCGACGAAACGGCUCAGCAUCGAUCCCAUGUACGCCUCCCCGCCCACCCUGGACACACCCAUUAUCCAAACCCCGCAGGACGACUCGAACCACGCGAGCCUCAUCGCGCUGUUCGCGCGGAUACAGCCACUGCGCGCGUCCCUUGAUUUCCUACCAAUGCGGCUGUCCAUGUUCCAGUCAUGCGCCGAGCGAAUCUUCCCCAGCGCUUGCGAGGAGCUGGACCAGCGUGUCAACCAGCUGGAGCGUGAUUACAAGGUGCUUGAAGGGGAUGCGGAGGCGUUACGGAAGGAGCUCAGCGAAGAUCGUUGGAUCCUGGUGUUUCGCAAUGCCGGCAGCCAGGCACAGAAGAUGUUCGAAUCGGUGGAGCGGAGCAUCGCCAAGCUGCAAGAGGCGAUCGAAACGGGCGCCCACCUGCACGAUCCGCCGCUGUUCACGAAGAGGGUUGAGAGCUACGAGGCCAAGAAGCAGCACUACGUCGCGGCAAUUGAACGGGUGGUGUCUAUUAUCCACAAAGGCGUCAAUGACCGACUUACCUUGAACGGGGAGACCUUGCGACUGCUGUCCGACAUGACAUCGAGGAUCGACGCGUUGAAAGCGAGCAUCCGGGUGAUGGACACGUCGCUGGAGGACCUUGACUUCGUGCGAUCGCACCAUCUGCGCGACUCCAUAUCCAGCAUCGUGACGAUGGACAGCCCGUUGACCGGCAGCAUCGUUGAUACUCCGGGCAGUUCUCCAGCCUCGUCGGUCGUUAUGACACCUGCCAACCCCCGCAAGGGCGCAGCCACGCCGCUGGGGACAUCCAGCCGACGGGGCAGCUCUGUGAGCUCGGCGGCGCGCACGACGAUGUCCAAGGUGCGCCGGUUUUCGGGCAUUCCGCAGGCAGCAUCGGCGAUGACGGGGAAGAAGUCAGCGAUCCCCAAGGCGUCGUUGACGGCGCCGUCGCCGGCCAGAAUGAACGGCGCGGCGACCCCGACGCCAGCGGGGCGGAAGCCCACUCGCGUGCCUGUGCCGUCGCCGUUGGACAACCGCCCUCGCUGGACGUCCAGCACCAACACCAGCGACCUGUACAAGCCAAUCCCCUCGCCCUUCCGCAAAUCGUCCGCCGAGGGCCGCACGCCGCGCCCGUCCUCCACCCUCCCGUUCCGCCGCGACAUGUCGGUGUCGCCUGGCCCGAUGACGGCCCGGUCCAUGAGCCGGGUGUCCAGCCGCCUUGCGUCGCGCAGUCCGGCGCGCAACGGAUCCCCCACUCCCCGCUCUCUCCUCGACCCCCCUCCUUACAGCAAGAUGCGUCGCCCGGACGGCAUGUCGAACGCGCCCCGCAGCCGCCAGAGCUUCGCGGGCAUGUCGUUCAGUCGCAGCGUGUCGCACGACUACGAGCGCACGGGCAGCCCGACCAAGGCCCCGCGGCCCGGCACGGCGCUGGGCCACGGCAGCAGCAACCGACGCAUCAGCCUGAUCCCGCUGCCCAAGACCAAAGACAAGCUCGCGGAGCGGCCGCGGUGGCGGGGCUCGUGAUUUCCGCAUUUCCGGGCAUUUAAUUUAGCAUUUCCUGUUCACAUAGCAUUAUCUUCCCUUGUAUCAUGCAUUGCGGUCGGGAGCCAGUGGUGUCAUAUACCAGAUUGCUUGAUGCCGGUUGUUAGAUUGAUUCCCCACUCGCAUUUGAUUUAGCGGUGUACUUUAUUUGCUGAUUUGUUUGCUUCGGAG
Messenger RNA from Aspergillus heteromorphus CBS 117.55, 3378 nucleotides. RefSeq names its product KAR9 family protein. Bases 1 to 3189 code for a protein of 1062 amino acids. The record is from RefSeq and is a predicted model, not a curated record. The transcript is spliced from 2 exons. Gene Ontology annotation, cellular component: cell cortex; mating projection tip; spindle pole body. Gene Ontology annotation, biological process: mitotic spindle orientation checkpoint signaling; establishment of spindle localization; nuclear migration along microtubule. NCBI's taxonomy places the organism in Eukaryota, Fungi, Ascomycota, Eurotiomycetes, Eurotiales, Aspergillaceae.